Malassezia sympodialis ATCC 42132 is the source of this 1992-nucleotide messenger RNA. RefSeq lists its product as uncharacterized. The transcript has a single exon. The record is from RefSeq and is a predicted model, not a curated record. NCBI's taxonomy places the organism in Eukaryota, Fungi, Basidiomycota, Malasseziomycetes, Malasseziales, Malasseziaceae. Bases 1 to 1992 code for a protein of 663 amino acids. Gene Ontology annotation, molecular function: RNA helicase activity; ATP binding; nucleic acid binding.
AUGAGCCGCCACGAUGCGUCUGUAUCGCCCAUGGCCGCGGGCCCAUGGACGCGGGUACGCCCUCCGCUCUCCUCGUGGAUGUAUGUAAUAGAUGCUUACCCCAGCCUUGGCGUACUCGAGUCACUGGGUUUUGCGCAGAUGACACCCGUGCAGGCAUCCGCAAUACCUCUGUUCCUGUCCCACAAGGAUGUGGUGGCAGAGGCCGUCACAGGCUCUGGAAAGACGCUGGCAUUUGUGAUACCCAUUUUAGAGAUUUUACUUCGACGUGAGACGACCUUGAAGAAGCACGAAGUCGGCGCCGUGGUCGUGUGUCCUACACGCGAGCUCGCGCAGCAAACGGCUGGCGUGUUCCAGCAGUUUCUCGACCAGCAGCCCGAAGCGGCGGGUGCACACGCGCGCGUUGCGGGGGUCCAGCUGUGCGUUGGUGGUACAGGUACCACGCCAUCCGAGGAUCUUGCCUUUUUCCGCGAGCAUGGCCCUGACGUGAUUGUCGGUACGCCUGGGCGUAUGGAAGAGUUACUGUGCCAUUCGGGCGUGCGGACGGCUGAACUGGACGUGCUGGUGAUGGAUGAGGCGGACCGCCUGUUGGAUUUGGGCUUUACGCAAGUCAUCCGCACGCUGCUGUCGUAUCUGCCCAAGCAGCGACGCACGGGCCUUUUUAGUGCGACGAUGACCGAGGCGUUGUCGGAGUUGGUGCGCGUAGGCUUGCGCAACCCGGUGCGGGUGGUCGUCAAGGUCGAGCUCAAGCAACGCGGCAUUGGGGGUGCCCAAGAUAUCCGCAUGCCGGCGACGCUGUCGAGCUUUUACCACGUGUCGCGGCCUGAGCACAAACUGGCGCAGCUCCUGCGCCUUUUGCAGUACGAGUCGCAGGGGACCACAGGGGCGCGCAAAGCGAUUGUGUACUUUGCGACUUGCGCGCAGGUGAACUAUCUCUUUUCGCUGCUGGCGCGCCUGAGCAAGGCGCAUGAGCCGCGGCUACAGGGACUGCAGUUCUUCUCUCUACACGGUAAGCAGACACCCAAACGGCGCACCGCCACUUUCUCGGCAUUUGCGCAUUCGACGCACGCGGCCGAUGGCGACUCAGCGGGUGCUACCAAUGCGAGUAUGCGGGUGCUGCUGUGCACCGAUGUGGCGGCGCGUGGUCUGGACCUGCCGGACGUUGACUUGGUCGUGCAGUAUGAUCCCCCAAGUGACCCGAAGGUGUUUAACCACCGCAGCGGGCGAACCGCGCGUGCCGGCAAGCGUGGGCGGGCUAUGGUCAUGCUGCAUGGUGGGCGGGAAGAAGGCUAUGUCGAGUUCUUGCAGAUCAAGCAGCUGCCGCUUCAGCCGUAUGGCUACGUGUGCCGAGAUGCACAAGGUACCUUGUCCAUCGGUGAAGAGCCGUCUGAGCGCGACGCGGAUGCGCAUGCCUUAGAAGAAGCGCUCCGUGCAACGGUGCGCCGAGAUCGUGCCUUGUAUGAGCUGGGCCUACGUGCGUUUGUGAGCUGGGUCCGAGCGUACUCCAAGCACGAAGUCGCGUAUAUCUUCCGGCUCACGGACCUGUCACUGGGCGGGAUGGCGUGUGAAUUUGCCCUGUUGCAUGUGCCGCGCAUGCCCGAGCUGCGUCACUGGCAGCUGGAUGAUACCUUGUUUGUUAAUGAGAAGGUCGAUGCCAGCUCACUAGCGUAUGCGGACAAGCAGCGUGAGAAGCAGCGUCUUGAUGCACUGGCCCGCAAGGCUGCGGAUCCUGUGCCAGAACCGGUCACGCGACGCACGACGAGCGAAGCCUGGAGUGAGCAGAAACGGCGUAAGGAGACGCGUGCGUUGCGUCGCGAUAAGAAGCAGCGCAAGCGCCAGUGGCAGCAGGCACAAGCCGCACAGGCGGAGGCGCACAACGACGGCGAGGAUGACGAAGAUGAUGAUUGGAGCGCGGACGAGCGUGCCGCGAAAAAGCAGCGCAAAGGAGCGCCAGGUGUGACCGACACGGCUGCUGCCUUCUAUGACGAUCUAUAG